AAAAUACAAGGAUUUCACCCAUUUUUGUGUCCCAAUAUGUAACUCCCCAAUCAACAAACUUGUUACCUUUUUGGUACUGUAGGGCCUCACUAAAUCUCUUUAUAUAUCCAACUUUGUUAGCUACACUCUUCCAUAAGCACCAGCUACUAAAGAGUAUAGAGUAUAAGCCUCUAAUCUUUUGUCACACCCUGCAUUGUAGCAGAUAUACACUAAUGUUCACUACAAUGCUGCCAUCAUCACCCCUUUCUUUCUUCUUCCUUCUUGUACUCUCAUUCAUGAUAUGUGCUAGUGCUCAGGGUCCACCUUCACCUGGCUACUACCCUGGUUCCAAAAUUAGUCCUAUUAGCUUCGAUCAAGGGUUCAGAAACCUAUGGGGACCUCAGCAUCAGAGGCUAGAACAAGGCACAUUAUCAAUAUGGCUAGAUUCUAACUCGGGGAGUGGAUUCAAGUCACUUCACUCUUAUCAAUCUGGAUACUUUAGUGCUGCAAUUAAGCUUCAACCCGGUUAUACUGCAGGGGUCAUUACAACUCUCUAUCUUUCAAACAACCAAGAUCACCCCGGAAAUCACGACGAAAUCGACAUUGAGUUCCUAGGUACCACCCCUGAUAAGCCAUAUGUUCUGCAGACAAAUGUAUACAUAAGAGGAAGUGGUGAUGGCAACAUUGUAGGGAGAGAGAUGAAGUUUCAUCUUUGGUUUGAUCCAACACAAGAUUUUCACAUCUAUGCUAUUCUAUGGAAACAAAGUGAGAUAAUAUUUUUUGUGGAUGAUGUUCCCAUAAGGAGGUACCCUAGGAAAGGUGAUGCUACAUACCCAAAUAGACCAAUGUAUGUGUAUGGAUCAAUAUGGGAUGCAUCUCCAUGGGCAACAGAAGAUGGAAAAUACAAAGCAAAUUAUAAAUACCAACCCUUCAUUGGUAGGUACAAGAACUUCAAGCUCCAAGGUUGCACCAUUAAUGAAAGCCCUUCCUCAUGCAAGCCACCAUCUGCAUCACCAUCAGGGUAUGGAAGUCUUAGUCUUCAGCAAAUUUCAGCCAUGCAAUGGGUCCAAAACCACUACCUGGUCUAUUAUUAUUGCCAUGACCCUAAGAGAGAUCAUACUCUUACCCCAGAGUGCUAGGGUCACCAAUGUUAAGUAAAAAUUCCAUAGUAACAGAUAUUAUGUUAAUUCACAAUUUAUCUAUUAUGGAAUUAAAUAAUUAAGUGUGAGUUAAUAUCUGUCAACUCAUAUAUCAUCUAUUAUUGAAUGAAAUAUAGAUUUUCAUUCAGUAAUAAAUAAGAUUUGAGUUAGUUAUUAUAUGAAUGCACAUAAUGCAACUUUAAUAAUUUUUAUUAAGGGGGUGGUUUUUAGUUUGAGAUGGUCCAAGCUUGCUAAUGACAAGUGUAAUUGCAAGAUUAGUUGAACGUCCAAGCCCUCAAAUGAUUGGAAUGUUUGUAUUGUUAUUAUGUGAUGAAGUAGUAUUAUUCUCAUUGGGGUCCUAUAGUAUUUUUAUUGUUGAAAUAAGUUUGAUUUGGAUGCAUUUUCAAUACGUGUAUGUGUGUGGGGAAGAGAGAGAGAGAGAGAGAGAAAAGAUGAUGUUCCCUUAAAGCAUUGAAAUAACAAAUAUUUGAUGGA
Arachis ipaensis is the source of this 1613-nucleotide messenger RNA. Its product is annotated as xyloglucan endotransglucosylase/hydrolase protein 31. Lineage: Eukaryota; Viridiplantae; Streptophyta; Magnoliopsida; Fabales; Fabaceae. Gene Ontology annotation, biological process: glucan metabolic process. Gene Ontology annotation, molecular function: hydrolase activity, hydrolyzing O-glycosyl compounds; xyloglucan:xyloglucosyl transferase activity. The record is from RefSeq and is a predicted model, not a curated record. Gene Ontology annotation, cellular component: cell wall; apoplast.